AUGUUUUCGCAUUUUAGGUUUCCGGAUGCAUUACCACAUGCGGCAACUUUGACACAAACAUCAUCUUGUGUUCUUAAGACAGAUUUAAGUCAUCUGGUGUUUUCCAUACGCUUGCUACCGGAGCAAACGGUACAUACGCACGGAGAUACCAAUAUCAUGACUGGGGACUCACCACUUCCUCCUCAGCAAGUGCCCGUUACCCCAAUCUCUCGACCAUCAUCUGGACUUUCCAUCCGGAUUGUCCGACCUGGUCUCCAGCCCGCUACACCUGCUGUUUCAAGUCCAAUCUCAGCCAAGGAGAAAGGAAAGAGUAGUAAAAAGGCUAAAUCCCCUCCGGUGAAGUGGGAUGAUGACAAGGAUCCAAACGGACUUUGCUCUCUGGAUUAUCUCAUUGCUUGGUUAGAACGGCCCCACAAUGUAGACCGCUGGCGGAAUGGAUAUCAAGGGAAGAAACCUAAAGACGUCAUGCGUGAGUGUUCAGAGUGGUUGAAGAAUGAGGGAUGUCCUACACUUCGUGACCCUGUAUCUUGUGAGAACAAAAUCCGAGUGUUGUACAAUGAGUGGAGAGAUGCAUAUUCCUUCAAGAACGAGACAGGGAAUGGGUCCGGAGGAGAGAUGUUGAGGAACGCUGAAAAUACUGGGCUUGAGGAUGCAGUGAAUAAAGCAAUCACUGCAGUCGAACGUCUGUCCUCCUUUCUCAUCCUCCGGUUUGAGAUAUCUAACCUCACAGGACGAGUUCAUGCUAUCUGCCCUCUAUGGGAUACUUUGAAUCCAAUCUUUCGAGAUCGAGAUGCAGGCAACGCGGCAUUGCGUGCUGAUACCACAUCUGCCUUCAACCCAAUCCUGGAGACUCUUAGGAGUUCCCUUUCCGGCUCGGACUCGUGGUCUACAUUCCCCCAAGACAGUCCAAGCACUCUCAAUGAUGCAAUCGAGAUGCUAGACUCGGAAGAUAAUGGAGAAGAGACAAGAUCAAGUACUUUCUUAGGAUCUAGCGGAACAUCAACCGGAGCAACUCCUCAGACUACUGUCAAAACAUCUCAUACGGUCAUUGAAGGGCACAGUAUCUCAGAUCGAAGCCAGAAAAAACGCAAGGGAACCCAUGCUGUCAUUGAGGAUCAAUUCAAAGUAGAGAUUUUCAAGCGGGAUGAGGAAUACCGACAAGCAAAGCUUGAGAAGAUGACCGAAAAGAACAAGCUUAAACAGGAUGAGCUCCGCACACAUUCAAUACAGGCGAUGUUUGCUUCCGCAAAGAUGAUCCAAGAAGUCAACCCAACUCAGAGCUGGUUUGAAUGUAAACGUGAAGCAGCGUUGGCCCUUGGGCUUCCUGCUAGUGCGGCUGGAUCUGGCGAUGUAUAG
Tremella mesenterica DSM 1558 is the source of this 1356-nucleotide messenger RNA. RefSeq lists its product as uncharacterized. The coding region runs from base 1 to 1356 and encodes 451 amino acids. The record is from RefSeq and is a predicted model, not a curated record. NCBI's taxonomy places the organism in Eukaryota, Fungi, Basidiomycota, Tremellomycetes, Tremellales, Tremellaceae. The transcript has 5 exons.